AUGAACACGGAAAAGCUGAAGAAGUUGCAGUCACAGGUGCGCAUCGGAGGUAAGGGUACUCCUAGACGCAAGAAGAAGGUGGUCCACGCGACUGCCGCGACGGAUGACAAAAAGCUACAGUCAUCCCUGAAAAAGUUAUCAGUGAACACGAUCCCCGGCAUCGAGGAAGUAAAUAUGAUUAAAGAUGACGGCACAGUGAUUCACUUCAAUAACCCUAAGGCCCAGGCAUCGCUUGCGGCGAACACCUUCGCCAUCACCGGUCACGGUGAGAACAAGCAAAUAGCCGAGAUGCUCCCCGGCAUUCUCAGCCAGCUCGGCCCCGAAGGGCUCAACCAGCUUAAGAGGAUAGCGUCCAGUGUCGCCGUCCCGAAACCCAUAGAUGAGGACGAUGAAGUACCUAACCUAGUCGGCAACUUCGAUGAAGCCUCGAAACAGGAGGCCAAAGAGGUAAUCACCGAGGAAAAGGAAAAAGAAAAAGAAAAGGAGGAAAAGAAACCUGAGGCAGAAACCAAAGUAGCCGACAAGAAGACCGAUUAG
Leptosia nina is the source of this 537-nucleotide messenger RNA. NCBI's taxonomy places the organism in Eukaryota, Metazoa, Arthropoda, Insecta, Lepidoptera, Pieridae. The record is from the annotation of a GenBank genome assembly.